This is a messenger RNA of Manis javanica (Malayan pangolin), 1180 nucleotides long. RefSeq names its product melanocortin-2 receptor accessory protein-like. The record is from RefSeq and is a predicted model, not a curated record. Gene Ontology annotation, biological process: protein localization to plasma membrane; regulation of adenylate cyclase-activating G protein-coupled receptor signaling pathway. Gene Ontology annotation, cellular component: plasma membrane; endoplasmic reticulum. Lineage: Eukaryota; Metazoa; Chordata; Mammalia; Pholidota; Manidae. Gene Ontology annotation, molecular function: type 1 melanocortin receptor binding; type 3 melanocortin receptor binding; type 4 melanocortin receptor binding.
AUUUCUGCCCUCGGAUGUUGAAUCUAAGCCAGUGAUUUGCUGGUUGCUUAACAGCACCAAGAACUGCCUUAAUGUAAGUCAAGGGCACCACCAGGCUUUCGCUUUGAUUUUAUUAUCCUUUUAAAUAUUUAAGGCAAAAAGCGAUUGUCCUUUCUAGCUGUAUUCAGCAUCUUGUCUUUCAAGGGGCCCGGGUACCCAUUUUCCUGUCCUCUGCAGGGGCCACCCUCGACCUGCUCUGGGAGCAGGACCUCCCACCUUGCAGCUCUGUUUGUUUUGGAGUUUUAUCAAGGAAAGACAGGAUGGAAAGUUUUCCUCGCCUGCUGAUGUCAGGCACAACCUCCUGACCUUUCUCUCAGCCACACAGCUAGGAGGAGCAGGCAGGCCUUGAACCUAGAGACCCACGGACACACUGCGAUGACUACAGAAAUCACUUAGGCAAUCUCCGCAAAGGGAUUCCAGCAGCUCUGAUGUGCCACCUCCUGGCACUGCGGACAUGGCCCACAGGCCCAAUGCUUCUGCCCUGGACUACAGCUACGAGUACUACCUGGACUACUUGGACCUCCUUCCCGUGGAUGAGAAGAAGCUGAAAGCCAACAAACACGCGGUUGUCAUUGCCUUCUGGGUGAGCCUGGCUGCCCUCGUGGCGCUUCUCUUCCUCUUCCUGCUCUGCAUGUCCUGCUCAAGCUCCCCACAGACGAGGAUCCCAAGGCGCGGCCGACCGGCGGUUCCGCCAGGAGGAUGGGCCUCCGCCCCCGCGCCGAGGCCAGGAGUCGCUCAGAGAGCGGGGACUCUAGCCCGCACCCAGGCAACUGGGCCCGGAUGGCAGCGCGACCGCCCUCGCGCAGAGCACGGAGAGACCCCCCACCCCACACGCCCUGCGCCACGGGAACGGACCCGCGGGAGGCGCCACCUCUGGGGACAGGCUGCGGGCCCCGCCCGCCCUGCCUCCUCCCCCAGCGGACCUCUGAACAAUGUCCAGCACCAACGAACGCGCCGCUGGAGCCCCGGCCUCAACUGUCCCCUCUGCCUCCGGAGGCACCUGCUAAGCACAGGGCACGUCGGGGACCCGGCGGGCUCCCCCGAGCUCGGAGGAGGAACCAGACAGCAGAGCACCUGGCCCUGAGCAGCAGCUGCAGCCAGGAGCCCCUCCGCCUCUCCUGCCACUGCCCCCAGCCCGAGG